AUGGCGGCGAUGGCGGCGGCGCUGCGGGGACCCGGCGCGCGCUUCCGGUGGCCGACGCGGGCCGUGGCGGGCGGGGUGCGGGGCGCGGCAGCAGGGCGGCAGGACUACGAUCUCCUGGUGAUUGGCGGGGGAUCCGGCGGCCUGGCCUGUGCUAAGGAAGCCGCUCAGCUGGGAAAGAAGGUGGCCUUGGCGGACUAUGUGGAGCCUUCCCCUAGAGGCACCAGGUGGGGCCUUGGCGGCACCUGUGUGAACGUCGGCUGCAUCCCCAAGAAGCUGAUGCACCAGGCGGCGCUGCUGGGGGGCAUGAUCCGAGACGCCCCCCACUAUGGCUGGGAGGUGGCGCAGUUGGUCCCACAUGAUUGGAGGAGAAUGGCAGAAGCUGUUCAAAACCACGUGAAAUCCCUGAACUGGGGGCACCGGGUCCAGCUGCAGGACAGAAAAGUCAAGUACUUUAACAUCAAGGCCAGCUUCGUCAAUGAACACACGGUCCGCGGUGUCACGAAAGACGGGAAAGAGACUCUGCUUUCGGCUGAGCACAUCGUCAUCGCAACUGGAGGGCGGCCGAGGUACCCCAUGAACAUCGAAGGUGCCUUGGAAUAUGGAAUUACAAGUGAUGACAUCUUCUGGCUGAAGGAAUCCCCUGGAAAAACGUUGGUGGUCGGGGCCAGCUACGUGGCCCUGGAGUGUGCCGGCUUCCUCACCGGGCUGGGACUGGAGACCACCGUCAUGAUGCGCAGCAUCCCCCUCCGGGGCUUUGACCAGCAAAUGUCUUCCUUGGUCACUGAGUACAUGGCAUCUCACGGCACCCAGUUCCUGAGGGGCUGCACCCCCUCAAGAGUGGGGAGGCUCCCGGAUGGCCAGCUCCAGGUCACCUGGGAGGACCUCACCUCUGGCAAGAAGGACAUGGGGACCUUUGACACUGUCCUGUGGGCCAUAGGUCGAGUUCCAGAAACCAGAAGUCUAGAUUUGGAGAAUGCUGGAGUGAAUACCAACCCCAACAGUCAGAAGAUCCUGGUUGACGCCCAGGAAGCCACCUCUGUCCCCAACAUCUACGCCAUCGGAGACGUAGCAGAGGGGCGGCCAGAGCUGACGCCCCCGGCGAUCAUGGCGGGGAGGCUCUUGGCCCAGCGGCUGUGCGGUCAGUCCUCAGACCUGAUGGACUAUGACAACGUCCCCACAACAGUCUUCACUCCUCUGGAAUAUGGCUGUGUGGGGCUGUCAGAGGAGGAGGCCGUGGCGCGCCACGGAGAGGAACACGUGGAGGUUUAUCAUGCAUAUUAUAAACCACUGGAGUUCAUGGUAGCUGAACGGGAUGCGUCCCAGUGUUACAUAAAGAUGGUGUGCCUGCGGGAGCCCCCACAGCUGGUGCUGGGCCUGCACUUCCUCGGCCCCAACGCAGGCGAAGUUACUCAAGGAUUUGCUCUGGGGAUCAAGUGUGGGGUCUCCUAUGCGCAGGUGAUGCGGACAGUGGGCAUCCACCCGACCUGUGCCGAGGAGGUGGCCAAGCUGCGCAUCUCCAAGCGCUCAGGCCUGGACCCCACGGUGACAGGCUGCUGAGGGUAAGCUGCCAUCCCUGCAGGCCCAGGGCGCAUGGCACUCCUGCCGCCCCACAGCCAAGCUCUUCGGAGGCUUGGA
Messenger RNA from Diceros bicornis minor, 1635 nucleotides. RefSeq names its product thioredoxin reductase 2 (gene TXNRD2). Gene Ontology annotation, molecular function: thioredoxin-disulfide reductase (NADPH) activity; flavin adenine dinucleotide binding; glutathione-disulfide reductase (NADPH) activity. Gene Ontology annotation, biological process: cellular response to oxidative stress; glutathione metabolic process; cell redox homeostasis. NCBI's taxonomy places the organism in Eukaryota, Metazoa, Chordata, Mammalia, Perissodactyla, Rhinocerotidae. Bases 1 to 1557 code for a protein of 518 amino acids. The transcript has 17 exons. The record is from RefSeq and is a predicted model, not a curated record. Gene Ontology annotation, cellular component: cytosol; mitochondrion.